This is a messenger RNA of Anolis carolinensis (green anole), 3073 nucleotides long. RefSeq names its product beaded filament structural protein 2 (gene bfsp2). Lineage: Eukaryota; Metazoa; Chordata; Lepidosauria; Squamata; Anolidae. Gene Ontology annotation, molecular function: structural molecule activity. Gene Ontology annotation, biological process: intermediate filament organization. Gene Ontology annotation, cellular component: cytoskeleton; intermediate filament. Bases 1537 to 2850 code for a protein of 437 amino acids. The transcript has 7 exons. The record is from RefSeq and is a predicted model, not a curated record.
UGUGCCUGACAGAAUCCUCAGAACAUAAAAGAACAGAUGAGGAGUUUCCUGCCUUCCCUUGUUCUUUCUUGUCCUCUGGGACCUACAUGGCAGUAGGAUUUCCCAUGAAAGUGCUAGGGCACUUAACCACAACAGUAAAACAGCCUCUCUUGGAAAAUGUUAACCAUACACAGAAAUUUCACUGUCAGUCUACUGAUCGAAACACCACUUUCUCCUCUUAUCUGCCAGCUUACUAAUAAGCCUUUUUUAAAACUUAUUUUGCUUUCAGUCAUUUGAAAUAGUUCUGUUUUAUUUUUCGACUGCUCUAAUUCCAGUGAGCUUGCCCCAUUUCAUUGAAGUUCGUGCAGUCUCCAACUAGUCAAAAUAUUUUAAAUUCAUGCAUAUGAGGGUAAAUAAGAAAUCUAGAUAAUAACUGUAGGGAUGAGGGACCUUUCCUACCCUCCACAGUCCCAGCCAACCUACCCAAUGAUAAGGAAGAACGGGAUGUGGAGUCCAGUAACAUCUGGAAAACCACAUGUUCCUACCUGUUACAAAACUGUGUUGAGCCAUAUGCUUAUGAAGAUAGACAUAGGUACUUACCAGACAUUUACAGUGAAAUUCUAUACAUGCCUACUCUGAGGCCAAGAAAGCCAUUUUUCUUAUGCAGAGUUGAAAUCUAUUUCCUCCAAUCUUCAUAAGAUAAAUAAUAGAUGUACAAAUCAAUAUAUCUAGUUCAGGUUUAAGCAUGAGUCUUGGCUCUCCCAGCAACCUUUAGAUGAAGUAUCAGUCUUGUAUAACAUUUUAACUAACUGACAUACAUUUGUCUGUUUUCAAAUUUAUUUCUCACCAUCUUCUCUCCCUUUUAAAAAAAAUCUCAAGCUCUGUGAAACUAUUCUGGAGAGGUGAUGGGGAGGUGGUUUCUUGUCACCACUGUACCAAUCAGUUCACACUAUGUCAAGUUAUCUUACAGUUUCUCAAGUCGCUGCUGACACGAAAAAAGGUAUCUUCUGCAAUUGUGCUGACUCCUCUGCUUAAACCUGGAGUGAGAAAUGGGUUGUGUUGAAUGUGCUCCCUGAGCACAUUGUUCAGAAAAUGUAACAUCUAUAGAGGUUUGGAAAGAGUUGCAUAAUCAAUUUCUGCACUGCCCAUAAUCUGGAUUGUUUCUGGUCUGACUUUCCAGUUUAGAAGUGUAUGUUUAUGUGUCAGAAGUUAAGAAGUUGUGGGCAUGCAUUUGCAUGGAAUUACAAACAACUUUACUCAUUUAAACAAAGUUUUUCUUGACAUGGAGCAUCUCAGUUAGUUGGAUUCUUGCUCAUACAUGUGGAAGCGAGAGAAUGCCAGUGCUUUAAAUAUGUAAAGGACCCUUUCUUUCCCCCUAUUAUAGCUCUGAACUACAUUGUAUUUUCUGUGUGCUGCUCUUGCAGCAGACAGAUUUCUCAUGAAAUAGAUUGCUGACAGAGUAAAAGGCUCAAACAAUCGUUCCAACAAACAUGCCUGGGGUAGGCAGCCAAAGACAAUGAGAAAUGUCCCAGAAGCUCUUGGGACAGAGCACAGAUAAUGGCCCCAUUUCCCAAAUCCUGCUUGGCUGUGCAGAUCUCAGCUGAUGUGUGCAGCAGCAGAGGCAACUCAUUUAGUACAGACAUUCUGCAGUUCAACAUGCCCUUACCAAGGCGCAGGGCAUCCUUUUUGGGGCAACACCCUUCUACUUCCACAGCAGACAGCUCCUGGGCCACCAGCCAUAGGGUUAGUGGUGGUGGAGGAGGAAGUCUCACCAGGCCAUCAGGUGUUUAUGUGGGUGUUGUACCUACAGGAGGUGUGAGCAGUCUGGGUACCCGAGUGUCUCGCAGAGCUCUGGGUAUCAGCAGUGUCUUUUUACAAGGCCUCCGCAGUUCUUGUUCAGCUAUACCGUUACCGCAAGGGCUGGAAAGGGGACGAGGCCUGUCCUAUGAGAGCCUAAAUGAGAGCUUAGUGGACUACAUCGAAAAGGUGAGAGCUUUAGAGCAGGUCAACCAGGAACUUGAGGACCGAAUCCGAGUUUACCUGACCAAGAAAUCUUCUCGAGCCACUCACUGGGCAGCCCUGAGAGAGAACUGGGAGACCAUCAGCCAUCAAGUUGGGGAUGAAGUCCUGGAAAAUGCUCGGCUUAUGUUACAGACAGAGAAUAUUCAAGCCUACGCCGAAGAUAUUAAAGACAGAUAUGAAAAUGAACAGCCAUUCCGAAAGGCAGUGGAAGAUGAAAUUAACUCUCUCUAUAAAGUGAUUGAUGAUGCUAACUUGACCAAAGUGGACCUGGAGAGCCAGAUCGAAAGUAUGAAAGAAGAAAUAUCUUUAAUGUCAAAGAACCACGAAGAGGAUGUCAAGAUGCUUUACAAGCAACUGGCUGUCUCACCACUGGAAGAAUUGGAGGCUCCCGUUGGAAUAAGCCUGGAUGACAUCCUGGAGAAAAUCCGGAUUCACUGGGAAAAGGAUAUUGAACGGAACCGUGCUGAGACUAUUGUCAUGCUCCACACUAAGCAACCCACAGAAACAAUACCAAGUGUGCGAACCCAGGAAGAAGAACUGGCUGAAACCCUGAGGGCAGAAUUUCAUGAAACGGCUUGCAAAAUACAAAGCAUGCAAGCAGAAAUUGAAUCCUUGAGAACUCUGAAGAGAGGUUUGGAGAACUCCCUUUAUGAUGCCAAACACUGGCAUGACAUAGAGCUUCAGAAUUUAGGCUCUGUUAUUACCAAGCUGGAAGUAGAAGUAGGAGAAAUCCGAGCGGAGACUGAACAGCAUCAAAGGGAUCGAGAAGCUCUGCUGAUCAUUAAAACACAGCUGGAGAAAGACAUUGCUACGUAUCACUGCCUCCUAGACAAAGAAGAAAGCAGCUGAUUUUCACAUCCUUUGUCUUCAGAAGACAAUUGUUGCUAUUCAGAGCAAAGGAUGAUCUCACUGGCAAAAGUAUCCUUGGAAUCAUUGGCAGCCAACACAGAGCACUUGAUUCAUCUACCUAUGUAGGCCAUAGCUUGACCUAGGCACCACCAGAUAUGAUUGCUUUGCAUAUAAGUUUCAAUGCAUCCAUCAUAAUUAUAGAAUAAAGUUUACGUUUCAAUUA